GACGCGGCGCACGCGACGGCCGGGCAGCGGCAGCGGCGGUGGCAAGAAGAAGAAGAACAAGAACAAGCGGCGCAAGAACAGGCCCGGCAGCGCCAGCGCCAGCGGCGCCAACGGCACGGCGCUCGCAGAGAGCAAGGUGGGCGAGCAGGCCGACGACGGCGCCCUCGCCAACGGCACGCGCCCCGCCCACGCCAAGGACCGCCCGCUCACCACGCGCAUCUACAACUACCUCGCGCGGGAGGUGAUGCCGUCGUUCGGCGUGGGGCUGCUGGGCCUGGCCAUCACCGCGGGGCUGGCCGGCCUCAUCAUGUACCCGUUCGGCGGUGGCGCCGCCAAGCGGACCUACGAGGUGGACGCGCCCGCGCUGCCCUCGCACGGCAACUUCUACUACUACGGCGGCGACUACGACCAGGGCGACGACCACGGGCAGGCGGAGGAGUCAGUCAUUCGCAAGGUGUUCGAGGGCAUGCAGGGCGCGGAGGGCGAGCAGGCCGAGGAGCAGCGCUACGCGGGCGACGGCGGCGACGCGGCGGUGGCCGGCGGCACCGUCACCACCUACGCGGG
Molecule: messenger RNA, 564 nt
Organism: Gryllus bimaculatus (two-spotted cricket)
Lineage: Eukaryota; Metazoa; Arthropoda; Insecta; Orthoptera; Gryllidae
Source: the annotation of a GenBank genome assembly